AUGCAUUCAUUCAUUCUAUUUUUGUUCCUAUCAUAUGGAAUACAACUACGUUCAAUACAAUGUAUUGAUGAUCUGGUAUAUAACACAACCACAACUAUCCAUACAAAAUUGACAUAUGUCCUAGCAACUCGAACUCCAACAUGUGCAAUUUAUAUUCCAUCAGAAUGUAGUGACAUUAUCUAUUGUUAUCAUCGUUUUACAUGUAUAUGUUCAAUAAAAUGUACAAAUUUAAAUCAUCCACAAUUGUGGCCAAAUGUUCUCGAAUUAAAUUUGGUCAAUAUUCAUAUUAAUUUAUUAGAUGAUUAUGUUUUAUAUAAUUUAACUGUUGUACAAACAUUAAAUUUCAAACAAUCAUAUAUAGAAGUAAUUAAUAGUAAAACAUUUUUAUAUAUGCCAUUUUUAAAACAAUUAUCAUUUGAAAAAUCGUAUAUAUGUGUAUUACAAGAUGGUGCUUUCUAUAAUAAAUAUUUAGAACGUUUAGAUUUAAUUCAAACAAAAAUAAAUUAUAUUGCUGAUGAAUUUUUAUUUUUUUCCUCAUCAUUAAAUCUUUAUGAUACAUCAUUGACAACUUUGACAAUAAUCAAUACAAAUUUAACAAAAUUACCAUCAGAUAUUAAAUAUUUAAAAAAUUUAAUUAAAUUAACCUUAAUUAAUAAUUGGUUAACAUAUAUUGAUGAAAAUAUAAUUAAACAAUUAAAAAAUUUAAAAUAUUUAUAUAUUGAUGAAAGUUUGUUAAAAUGUCAAUGUGAUUUACAAUGGUUAAAAGAUUUACAAACAAACAAAUCGAUAAAAAUAAUUAAUGAUCCAAUUUGUUUGUAUAAUGAUCAAACAUUUAAAUUACAUGAAAGUCUAUUGUGUACAAAUUGUUGUUUAAAUAAAAAUGAUUGCCUUCGAGGAGAAUAUUGUGUUGAGAGAAAUAAUAAUUGUUUAUGUAUCUCAAAACCAAAUUAUGAAUAUAUCUUUUAUGAUGAUUAUUAUGAUCGUCCAGUUUGUAGAAAUAGAACAUUUACUGAAAUUUAUAUGUAUCCAAAACCAAAACCAAAAUUAAAAGGUAUUCUAUAUAAUAAUCCAAAACGACAAGAUUUAUUUCAACGACUCGAUGAUCCAUUUUCAAAUAUUACAAUUAAUUCUAAACUUUAUUCAUCUUUUUCCAAUACAUCGUGUGCAUUAUUUAAUACAUAUUCUAUGAAUAAUUAUAAAUACAAAAUAGCAUGUCCAUACUCGUUGGUACAUCUAAUAGGCACAAAAUAUUGUACAUGGUUUGAUAAUGAAACAUGUAAUAAAGCACCAACAUCUAGUAAGUUAUUUUAUGAAAUAAUAGGCGACUUACAACAAGGAACAUGUAGCUCAACUAUCAAGAGAUUGGCAGACAUGAGUUUUAGUUGUCCAGUAGAUCUUUAUAGUUUAACAGAUCAAGAUAUCAAUAUUGAAUUUCAACGUCGAUGGCGUGAUGAAUUUUAUCUUCCUCUACCACUUUCAUUUACAUCUCUCUAUUUUUAUAACGCAUUAGAUUAUUAUAAAAAUCAAAUUAAUCGUCAUUAUAUAUUUGACUUAUUAUCAGAAAAUAUUUUUCGUCACAAUCGUUUUGAUUGUUAUACAUAUCAUCGAUGUGUCUAUGAUAAAUACAAUUAUAAAUUGGCAUACAGUUAUUUAUUACGUUGUAUAAAAAAUAAUGUAUUCAAUAUUUAUUAUUCAUCGUGCAUUAAUCAAACAAUGUAUUACUAUUAUCAAGUUGAAUCAACACAUCCAACAUAUCAUAUUAGAGAAAAAUGUAAUGAAAAUUUACGUUAUUCUUAUAGUUAA
This is a messenger RNA of Didymodactylos carnosus, 1803 nucleotides long. The record is from the annotation of a GenBank genome assembly. NCBI's taxonomy places the organism in Eukaryota, Metazoa, Rotifera, Eurotatoria, Philodinida, Philodinidae.